ACUCUCCGGCAGAGGACAGAUUGAACAUGGCGGCCUCCGUAAGAUGCGUUCUGCUCUCAGGAAAAAAUGCCCUGUCGGCUCUCGGGCGGCGGGGGUUUCACCAGAGUGCUCCUGCCUCUGCACAGAUGAUGGUCCGUGAUGCCUUGAACCAGGCGAUGGACGAGGAGCUGGAGAGGGACGAGCGGGUCUUCCUGUUGGGAGAGGAGGUGGCCCAGUACGACGGAGCCUACAAGGUGAGCCGGGGUCUGUGGAAGAAGUACGGAGACAAACGCAUCAUCGACACUCCGAUCACAGAGAUGGGCUUUACCGGUAUUGCAGUUGGAGCUGCCAUGGCUGGCCUGAGACCCAUCUGUGAGUUCAUGACCUUUAACUUCUCCAUGCAAGCCAUCGACCAGGUCAUCAACUCUGCAGCAAAGACCUACUACAUGUCCGCCGGUCGGCAGACGGUGCCCAUCGUCUUCAGAGGGCCCAACGGAGCGUCGGCGGGCGUCGCCGCACAGCACUCGCAGUGCUUCGCUGCAUGGUACGCUCACUGUCCAGGUCUGAAGGUCGUGAGUCCGUGGAGCGCAGAAGAUGCCAAAGGUCUCCUGAAAUCAGCCAUCAGAGACGACAACCCUGUGGUGUUCCUGGAGAACGAGCUGAUGUACGGCGUUCCCUUCGAGAUGUCAGAGGAGUCACAGUCAAAAGACUUCACCAUUCCCAUCGGCAAGGCCAAGAUCGAGAGACAAGGGACUCAUGUCUCUUUGGUCACUCACUCUCGGUACGUCAGUCACUGCCUGGAUGCCGCCGUCGUCCUCGCCAAGGAGGGAAUCGAGUGCGAGGUGGUCAACCUGCGGACCAUCCGUCCCCUGGACGUGGAGACCAUUGAGGCCAGCGUGAUGAAGACUAACCACCUGGUGACAGUGGAGGGCGGCUGGCCUCAGUUUGGCGUUGGAGCUGAGAUCUGUGCCAUGAUCAUGGAAGGUCCAGCCUUCAACUACCUGGACGCUCCGGCCACCAGGGUGACGGGCGUCGACAUCCCCAUGCCGUACGCCAAAAUCCUGGAGGACAACAGCCUGCCGCAGAUCAAAGACAUCAUCUUCUCUGUGAAAAAGACCCUCAAUAUCUGAAACACACACACACACUCAAGACAAACCCCCCUGAAUCCUCUUCGUCUUGCUCACACGGACGGUGGAAACAUCGUCUGGUGAAACAUGUGAACCAUGUGUAAAUACAGCCAAACGGUUCCUUUAAGAAAAAUAAAAAAAAAUAACUCUAUAUUAUGUUUGUUGCCAGAUGUUGGUCAAUUAAGCGCACAACUGUUUGUCUGCACCCAGAGCGGUGGACACACAGGGUUCAGUCAAGCCGUGGCCUCUAUUAGUUGGUUAAAAGCUUGGUUGAACUCUGCGUGUGAAGCUCUGGCUGUCUUCAUCCCCUUCAAAAUAAAAGCUUCUCUAUCCUGUAGGCUUUUCUGUUUAUCUGGGAAAGUUUGGUAACAACAGAACUGCUGAGUUUGUUUCUGCGUGCUCUCAAAUUUAACUCGCAGUUUGAUUAAAAAAAAAAAGUGUUUUACUCCCAGUUUUGUUGUUCAUAAACUCCCAUAUAUUUCUAACCACCAAAACACAUUAUGCUCAGUCUAUUAACGUCUCGCUGUGACUCGGGUUCGUCUCUAAAAGGAGAAGAAGAAUGAACCAGCCUGAGUGCUGGAGGUGGAUUGUGGUCGGGAAUAUUUAUUGUAGCUACAGCAGCUCUGCUGUUCUUGUUGCUGUUAAUUACUCUGUUACAGAAAUAAAAACCUUUCA
Messenger RNA from Anoplopoma fimbria (sablefish), 1781 nucleotides. RefSeq names its product pyruvate dehydrogenase E1 subunit beta (gene pdhb). Gene Ontology annotation, biological process: pyruvate decarboxylation to acetyl-CoA. Bases 27 to 1109 code for a protein of 360 amino acids. The record is from RefSeq and is a predicted model, not a curated record. Lineage: Eukaryota; Metazoa; Chordata; Actinopteri; Perciformes; Anoplopomatidae. Gene Ontology annotation, molecular function: pyruvate dehydrogenase (acetyl-transferring) activity. The transcript has 11 exons.